This is a messenger RNA of Lactuca sativa (garden lettuce), 1414 nucleotides long. RefSeq names its product bZIP transcription factor 44. Gene Ontology annotation, molecular function: transcription cis-regulatory region binding; DNA-binding transcription factor activity. Lineage: Eukaryota; Viridiplantae; Streptophyta; Magnoliopsida; Asterales; Asteraceae. Gene Ontology annotation, biological process: positive regulation of DNA-templated transcription. The record is from RefSeq and is a predicted model, not a curated record. Gene Ontology annotation, cellular component: nucleus.
AAUCCCACCAUACCAUCUUCCCCUUCUCUUCCACCUCUUCUCCAGGAUCCUUAAGAUCCAUAUUCUCUUCAUGUUCCUGCAUUAGUUUUUAAGCUUAUUUUCCACAGAAAAUUUACUCUGUUUUCUGUUUUCAAAUUCAAGGUUCUACCAUUGCUCUUCAUCAAUCAUCUUCAGAACCUUCAAAUUUUCAUCUGCUUUUUCACAAUAAUCUGCAGCAAAACACCUGGUUUUAGUCAUUUUUUAUAAUCUUAUUUCUUCUGGGUGUCUUUUCUCCAAAAAGAAUCGGCAUUAAUGUUCAACCAAAGCCAAUUGUUCUUAAUGUUUGAAAUACAUGUCUCAAAUUCUAAGUGAAGUGUUUUGUUUUGAGUUUAUGAUCAAUUCCACUUACUGGCGCAGGACCCAUUUAGUUCAAUCGUUCUCAGUUGUCUUUCUCUACUGGUUCUAUUACGUUACAUGAUUUUUGCCCUGUUUUCUGCUAUAACUGUAAACCACUCCUAAUUAGAUCUAAAUCUAUACAGAAUCUUAUAUCUAUCCGAAUAAUAAUAAAAUUAAAGCUUUAAUACCAUCUGGGUCCUGUUUAUUUUCUUCGAAUUCACUCUCCAAAUCUCCAAGUCCGAGAUUUUGUUACUGUAUUUUCAUGGCUUCCUCCAGUGGUACAGCGACAACGUCAUCAGGUGGUUCAUACCCGCUUCAGAUAUCGGGUUCAGACGAAGAUAUUCAGCAAUUAAUGGAUCAGAGGAAGAGGAAAAGAAUGGUUUCAAAUCGGGAAUCAGCAAGGAGGUCGAGAAUGAGGAGGCAAAAGCACCUGGAGGAUCUCAUGAUUCAGCUGAGUCAACUCAGAAAGGAUAAUAGUUUGGUUAUAGCUAAUGUUAGCACCACCAUUCAGCAUUAUACGAGCGUGGAGACUGAGAACUCGGUGUUAAGGGCUCAGGUGGCGGAGCUCAGCCACAGGUUGGAGUCGCUUAAUCAGAUCAUGGCGCUCAUGAAUCAACCUAUCGACGCCGGUUGUGGGUUUGUGGAGGAGCAGUAUGGCAUGGGUGGCACUGAGUUGAUCGACGAGUUCAUGGUUAACUCACUGAGUAGUUUUUAUGCGAAUCAGCCUAUUUUGGCUUCUGCAGACAUGAUUCAGUAGUGAAGUGAAGUGUAGUAAGAAUCUCCUCGUUGAGAAUCGAGAUCUUUUAGAGGGUAGAUUCGUCAUUUGGUAUCAUGGGUUGGGUGGGGUGAGCGUCGAGGGUGCUUAGAGGGUGGAUUGUCAUUUAAACUUUUAUUAUUGUUUGGCAAAAUAGGUUUAGCAUUCUACGAAAACUGUAGAUAUGCAAUCGAGCAUGUGUAAUCGUCAAAACAACGUUGGUUGAUCCUUUUCUUAGAUUUAAUAAUGACAAAUUUUAAAAAUGUUCAUAUUCUUUAAUGUUUA